AUGCUCCAAGACAUCAGGGAGUACACCCGACUGGGAGUUGGCCUCCUACUAGUAAGAAUGAUGACCGAAAGAAAGUAGGAAACCUGUUUUGCAGACAAUGAAAGCCAAUGCUGAACGUGUUCCCCGCAUCUGUGCCAGACACAUCCACCGCUUUCUCGUUUGGUUCACCGAGUAAGAGAACAGUCGCAGAAGCGCGUUCUAGUGAGAAUUCAUUGCAGUGACUUUGAUUAUGGAUACAUUUUGUUUGACGCAUGGGUUCUCUGGUUCGUAUACCUCCUUUGCGGCAUCAUCCAGACUUACACCGACCUCUUCGGCUACUUUUUUCUCCUCCUUUGGCGUAAGUUUUCUUAGUCGUCUUCUCUCUAAUCACUGUAUUCGAUUCCAGUGCUCAUCGACGCGUGCGUAUAUCUUAUACUCUUUUCGUGGUGGUUCUGUCUCACUUAUUGGGUUCCAUUCGCAGUGAUCUUUGUGGUUGGAAUGGGUACGUUUUUGUUUUUCCGCUGCUAGAUGUAAUAAGAUAAUUGCUAUCACAAAUCACCUCUCACGGGUUUCUCGCUGGAGGGAAUCAGGGCACAUACCUUAGUAAUCCAACAGAUAAUAAUGGAGUUUAUUCCUAGGAAAUGCUCAUAUCAAAUUCAAAAAAAGGCGCGAAAUACAAGAUAUGAUGUGGUCGUACGUGGACGAAGAAGAGGACAUGCCGGUGAAUGUGUGCGAUAUCCGGCCACAGCCAUCCAACUGCAGAGGAUGGGGGACGAAAGACGAGGACAUCGAGCCGGUGGAUAACUUUGUGGCACCGACGAAAUGCAUCAAGAUAAGUGGAAUGGUCGGAAUGAUACCCGGGAUGCAGAUGCAGGACAACAUAUGCCGGAUGAAUCAGGCGCUGAAGGACAAACUGGCCCCCGGAGCCGUGAACGGACCAUAUCCGUGGCUGAAAGUGACUGUGGACACCCGUGUCGCACUGGUUUAUGUCAAGUUCAAGACGAUUGAGGAUGCUACGCACUGUUUCAACAUUCUCGACGGAUUGAGCUUUGACGGCAAGUCUUUCGCUUUUUCUCCACACUCUCUUUUCCUGAAAAAUGUCCCUCCGGAGGUCAGAGACACAUGUUAUCCUCAAGUUUUCCGUCGAAUUCCAUCACUCUUGCAACCUGAUAACCUCAAUCAUCACUUUUCUGAUCCGCAAUGUUUCACUGGUCGAAGGGAUCCCUAG
Caenorhabditis sp. 36 PRJEB53466 is the source of this 1207-nucleotide messenger RNA. Lineage: Eukaryota; Metazoa; Nematoda; Chromadorea; Rhabditida; Rhabditidae. The record is from the annotation of a GenBank genome assembly.